This is a messenger RNA of Suncus etruscus (white-toothed pygmy shrew), 1191 nucleotides long. Its product is annotated as carcinoembryonic antigen-related cell adhesion molecule 1-like. The transcript has 7 exons. Bases 1 to 1191 code for a protein of 396 amino acids. The record is from RefSeq and is a predicted model, not a curated record. NCBI's taxonomy places the organism in Eukaryota, Metazoa, Chordata, Mammalia, Eulipotyphla, Soricidae.
AUGACCUGGGCAGACAAGCUAGAGGAAGUAAGGUUUGCAUGGUUGGACCCCCUCACUCCGACUGAGCUCUUGGUACCUGGAGAUCUCCUCUCAGUGGAGGGUUUGGACACCAGCGGCAUAUGGAACCCCCCUCGGCCUCUGCCCACAGAGGGGCCCUGCUCUGGUGUGGGCUCCUGCUUACAGAGCCCGUCCAGCACUGCCCAGGUCACUGUGGAGGUGGUUCCGCCCAAUGUUGCUGAAGGAAAGGAAGUUGUUCUACUUGCCCUCAAACUACCAGAAAAGUUUUCACGUGUAGACUGGUUCAGAGGGUAUCUCCUACCUGCCAACAACAUUGUAUUAUUGAGACCAAACCCAGGAAAUAUAACUAAGGGGCCUGCACACAGUGGCAAAGAGACACUUUACUCCAAUGGGUCCCUGCUGAUCCAGAAUCUAACCAUAGGAGACACAGGGACCUACUACAUACAAGUCUAUACAGUGAACAGUGACAUUAUAUAUGAAGAGGGACAGCUCCACGUCUCUGAGCUGUCACCCAAACCCAACAUCAUAGCCAACAACUCUAGACCCGUAGAGCAGGAGGACUCUGUGGAGUUGACAUAUAAACCUGAGAGUCCAAACACAACUUACAAGUGGUUCAUCAACACUCAGCUUGUCAAGCCCAGCACCAACCUAAAAGAUACAGGACCCUAUGAGUGUGAGACCUCAAACCCAGUGAGUGUCCACCACAGUCAUCCAUUCAACCUGACUAUUCUCUAUGGCCCGGACACCCCUACCAUCUCCCCUUCAAAACUCAACUACAGUCUAGGGGAAACUCUUAGCCUCUCCUGCCACACAGACUCUAACCCUCCUGCACAGUUUUCGUGGUUUCUGGGCAAGAAGAACCUGACAUCCACACAGAUUCUCUCCAUCUCCAACCUCUCUCUUCACGACAGUGGGUCCUAUUCCUGCCUCGUCAGUAACCAGGCCACGCAACUCAAUAAGACAGCGGUGAUCAAUAUCAGAGUCUCAGAGUCAGUGGCCCCUCCCUCUAUUCUAGCAUCCAAUACCACAGUGACAGAGGGUGCCGACCCUGUGGUCCUGACCUGCCUCACGAAUGACACUGGGGUCUCCACUCAGUGGUACCUCAAUAAUAAGGAUCUGCAGCCUGCAGAGAGGAGGAAGCUAUCUGCAGACAACAGGACCCUCACCCUCUAG